CCGCCCCUCUGCCGCUAUCUCGCACAUCACCUCCUGCCCACUCCACUCUCAGCGUCAAAACAUUCUGCUAGCAGUUACAUUGUGCGCAUUAAACAUCACUCGAGAUGAUUCUACAUAGGAGUUCUCGCUCGUGGGCUUCGUGGCGAAGACUCUUGCAUCAGCGAAACUUAAGUCGAGGGCUGACAUGCUUCUCCACAUUCAGCAACACCGGCGGAACCUCCUCCGGGCUGCAGGACACGGCUGACACGGUGAUCAUCGGGGGUGGCAUUGCAGGCACCAGCAUAGCCUACCACCUCGCCAGACAGGGCCAAAAGGAGGUAGUGCUGCUAGAGAAAACAGACCUGACGGCGGGCUCCACAUGGCACGCCGCGGGCCUCACCACUGCCUUCCAGGGCGUGGUGAACGCCAAGCGUCUCCACUACUACAGCCUCAACAUGUAUAGUCACCUGGCUCAAGAGACGGGGCAGGAGACUGGUCUGCACCUGUGUGGUUCCAUCAGACUGGCCACCACACCCACUCGCGUCGAUGAGAUGAAAUACCAAAUCUCCCGCUCGAACCAUCACGAGGCGCCCUUAUGUCUCCUCACUCCGGAGCAGGUCCUGGAGCACGUGCCCAUCGCUAACAUUGACAACAUCCUGAUGGGCCUGUACACACCCUAUGACGGCCACGUGGACCCCUACUCCCUGACGCAGGCCAUCGCUAAGGGCGCCCGAGGAUACGGCGCCAAAAUACUGCAGGGCAUAGGAGUGAAGGCGCUCAGACUGCGAGAAGACGGCAGGUGGCUCGUGACCACCACUCAGGGAGACGUGCUGGCAGACAGAGUGGUGAACGCUGCAGGUUUCUGGGCCAAGGAGGUAGCGAAGAUGGCUGGCUCAGACCUUCCUCUCGUACCCAACCACCACCAGUAUAUUGUUACUUCCACCGUGCCGGAGGUGAAGGCGCUUAAGAAGGAGAUCCCUGUCCUGAGGCACCUGGAGGGCUCUUUCUACCUGAGGAUGGAGCGAGAUGGCCUGCUGGUGGGGCCCUACGAGUCCGUGGAGACCAUGAGACAGUGUGAGGACUGGGUGAGGGACAGCGUGCCCAAAGGGUUUGGGAAGGAACUGUUUGAGCCAGAUCUGGAACGGCUAGAGCCCCACCUGGAAGUAGCAAUGGAGCUUGUCCCAUGCUUCGCCAACGCCAGCAUCCAGAGCGUGGUGAACGGGCCCAUCACCUACACCCCGGACGUGCUGCCGCUGUUGGGCCCAGACAUCCUACCCAAUAUGUGGCUCGCGGCGGGCUUCGGGUACGGCAUCGUGCACGGCGGAGGCAUCGGUAAGUUCUUAGCGGACUGGAUCCAGACGGGCGAACCUCCCUUCGAGUUGAACGAGUGCGACCCGCUGAGGUUUGGCUCCUGGGCCACGGACGACUAUGUGCUGGCCAAGGCGAGGGAGAGUUAUGGCAUGAACAACGCCAUCACCUUCCCACACGAGGAACGAUUUGCAGGCCGCCCCACCUGCAGAGUGUCCGGCGCCCAUGACCUGAUGGAGAAGCGCGGGGCUUGCAUGCACUUUCACAGCGGGUGGGAGCAGCCCGCCUGGUUCUGCCCAUCAGGCAAACCAGAGUACCAGCCCAGCUUCAGAAAGACCAACUGGCACUCUCCUGUGGAGAGCGAGGUGGAGCUGGUCAUGACCUCAGCUGGCAUCAUUGACCUCACGCCCUUCGCCAAGUUGCUGGUGGAGGGACCUGACGCCGAAGCCUUCCUCAACUACAUUACCGCCAACAAAAUUCCUAAGGUUGGCCGGACAGUCAUUACGCACAUCCUGACCUCCACCGGCCACGUGUACGCUGAACUGACGGUGACACGGACUAAGGAGGACUCGUUCCUAGUCAUCACGGGGUCAGGCGUGGAGAUGCAUGACCUUAGGUGGCUUCAGGAGCAGGCAAGGCAUGGCGGGUGGAAGGUAAGUCUUGCCAACCAGACGGACGACCUGGGCUGCCUGAGCGUGGCAGGGCCCAAGUCCAAGCAGAUACUGUCCAAGUUGUCACUAGCCUUCGAGGGAAAAUUCCCCUUCUUUUCUGCUAAGGAGGUGAACCUUGCUGGAAUAGAUCUACUGGCCAUGCGCCUCUCCUACACCGGUGAGCUGGGCUGGGAGCUCUACCACCCCCGCUCUCACUCCGCCAAGCUCUAUGAAGCUCUCCUGGACGCUGGCCACGAACAUGGUGUGGGAGACUUUGGCACACUGGCGCUUAACGUGAUGCGGCAGGAGAAAGGCUUCAAGAUGUGGGGCGCCGAGAUGAACAUGGAUACCACCAUAAUCGACGCGGGGCUUAUGUCAUUUGUCAACAUGAAGAAGGGUGACUUCGUGGGUCGUGCCGCUGUGAUGGAACUCCUGAAGCAACGACCCAAGCGCAUGUUGGUGCAACUCAAGGUGGACAGCGAGGACGUGGACCCACAUGGAGACGAGACCGUGUGGCUGUGCGGGAAGGUGGUUGGUAACACCACGAGCGGUUGCUUCUCCCACCACCUUCGCCAACCCAUCGCCUUCGCCUACCUGCCGCCCUUCCUCGCUUUGCCAGGCUGCGAGGUCCAGAUUGAGUUACUCGGUAACCUGUGCCCCGCCACAGUGCUGCCCGGGCCCCCAGUGUUGCCUCACACUGCUAGAGGGAAGGCUGCCAGAUAGGGGGCAGCUCACGUCUUUCCCGCCUCUUCCAGUGAAGCAGGACGACGGUGGGGGCAACUCAUGGCUCAAAGCUUCACCAAUAGUGUUCGGCGUGGUUUAGUUAUGCUAAGCUAGUGUGUAUGUAGUUCGAAUUGUUUAUUUGCAGUGUAUUUUGUUUUAUGAGUUUCAGGGAGCUUGUUGCGGUGGUGGUUGUGUUACAGCCACCACAGAAAGAGAGAGUAGAUGAAAUAAUACGAGAAAGAAAGGAGAAAUAGAGUAAGAGGAAGGCGAAGGAGCGGGAAACAGUGCAGCACGGCGCAGUGGUGCAGAAGGACGAGAAUCCCUGAGUGUUUGCAGCCGCCGUGUGUGCUCAAGGGUUACAGGUAUGGCAACAGGAGUGCAGAAAACUGGCUGGGAAACUCAGGCUGAACCACGAGAACUGUAUAUUACCAUACCUUUUGCUAUACUGCUGAUGUUAUUAUAAGUGAGA
Molecule: messenger RNA, 3129 nt
Organism: Portunus trituberculatus (swimming crab)
Lineage: Eukaryota; Metazoa; Arthropoda; Malacostraca; Decapoda; Portunidae
Product: dimethylglycine dehydrogenase, mitochondrial-like
Exons: 19
Coding region: 105-2660 (851 amino acids)
Cellular component (GO): mitochondrion
Molecular function (GO): protein binding; oxidoreductase activity
Source: RefSeq, a predicted model, not a curated record